CAAGCCGGUGCUAAACUGGUUGAGGUUCACCUUUGCUGUGGGCUUGCAGUGGUUUAACAGGACUGAUUUAAAAUUAAUUUUGUUAAACCAGUACAGUUUCUUUCCUAUAAAGAAGACCAGGGAUGAGCUGGAGUUUGCAUCAAACUAAUAUACAAUUUACUCCUAUUUCAAACUCAGCUGGUGCAAACCCUGGCUUGCCCCCCUUGUCUGUUGUUUCAGGAUCAGUGCUGGAGCAGCUACAGUGAUGGCUGCAUCAGGGCUAUUCCUAAGCAGACAAGGCCUGCAGACUUGUGGUGUCUCCACUAGUGAGUUUAGACAUGGAAACAAGGAAAUUAGAUGGAAGUUUCUUUAAAACUGCCCUGAAUAAAGAUGAAAUUGAAAACAGUCUCAGUGAAAUUAGUAAUCUUAAAAUGACUGAGAGAGAGAAUGGCAAAUACAAUAAAAAUAAUGAAGUCAAAUGUGAAAGCCUUUGUCCAGCUCCUCAGAACAUUUGGUGUCUUGGUCUGCAAACUCCAAGAACUCCUGCUCCAGGGAUCCUAAAACUGUUGCCAUCUCAAUCAUCUGAAUUUGUGGGAGAAGAAGAUUACUCUUCAAAAAAAAUUCCCAAAUUAGGAGAAUGGAGUAUAACAACUUUUAAAGACAAUAUUAUUCCCACAGGGAGAGAACUUCCUCGUACCCCAUUAUGCACAAAUCAACAAGGGAAAUUGUUACUAAAAGCUUUAAAGGACGAUACAGUAUUGAAUGAGAGACAUUCAACAGGUGUAGUUGGACCUAGCCAUUCAGAAUGUGAAACACUUAAGUUACAGACUGAUGGUGAUGUGCUGGAGAAACUUUUGACGGAGGAGACUUCUGUAAACACUUGUGCCUCAAAUGCAUGGGUUUACACUAGGAAAAAAGAUUCCAUUUGCCAAUGUAUGCAGCAGCCUGAUGACAACCACAUCAUCUCUGGCAAUACAGAAAAUGGCGAGGAGGUGGCACCACCUCUAGUUGAGGAUGAGCAAGAAUUACAAGAAAUAGUUGAACCUCUGCAAGGUUCUCCAGUACCAAAGUGUUUCACUACUACAACAAACAGGACAAGACUAAGUCAGAUACCAGUUCAAGGGUUGAGUGAGAUGAAUAUAUCAAUGAUGGUUAACAGAAUAAAAGGCUACCAAUGCACUAAAGAAGAUAUGGAAUUUCUUCGACACAUGAAAAACCAAGAACAAGCACAGAAAUUGAAGGCAAAAUAUUUACAUCUACAAAAGGAACUAACCAGCAUGGUUCAGACAAAGGAGCUGCUAUUAGCACAGCGAGAGAAAGUGCAAGAAGAGAUUGUACAAAUGAAAACAUCUUGUAAUAGAACAGUCCAACUUGGAAGAGCCUUCCUGGGUAAGAAAAUGGAUCCUGCCGCUCUCGAAGCAUUGCCACCAAAAGCUGUACUUGGACAGCUGAAUCCUGUGAAACUGCAGCAUGUUCAACAGCAAGAGAAGGCUGAACUUCAGGCACUUACAAAAGAGCUAAAGAAGUUAAAACAUUCCAUUGCCCAACUGCCUCAGAAACAGGGAAUAAGGCUGGAAAGAGAGUCUUAUAAACAACGGAUACAGGAAGCGAAACACAGAGUACAGAAAGCACAAGAAGAUGUGGAGAAUCUGAAGUGCAAAGUUGAAGCAGCACAGUCAAAACUAGUAGAAGUUCAGGCACACCUGUGUAAUACAAGAGUUGAAAUAGAGAAGUGGCACAGUUUGAAAGAGAAGACAACUGUUUCUCAGCCACGAGAGAAUGCCCAAGAUUCUGUCAAUGAUUAUCUUAAGAGAAGACUUAACAGAAUCUUGCGAAGAACAGAUCUCUUUUUAGAAAGGGAAAAAAUAAUUGAAAGACUUAAUCUUUUGCAAUGAGACCCCCUUGCAAAAAUCUGAUCGCUAGGUCAAAGAGGCUUUUAGGGCUGCUGCUGUACAUACAGAUCUCUCCCCAUUGGGCACCUGAGUUGUCCAAAUUCUAUAACCUGUCUGUGUUGAAAGUGUGAACAGAUCUGCAGUAUUAACAGUUAAGAUGCAGCCAGAAUCAUGAAGAUAAAAUUUGGGGUUAAUGGCUAUUUGGAGUCCUCUAUGUGAAAGUUGAGUUUUAAAUGACACUGUAAAUACAAGUUUUUUCUGUGGUACUAUUUUCAAGUAAGGAGACUAAGGUGUUCAAACCACUGGAUCUGAAACAGUUAAUCAGUCAUCUAGGAGGAGGAAUUAAAUCCCUUAGGAAUUUUGCACACUGGAAGGAGUUAAUCCUGGUGUCACUUUGUAUCUAAAAUUAACUAUAAAAUAUAUUUUAGUGAUUAGUACCUAGGAAUUAAGAUGGGCAGUGCUUUGUCAUCACUCCUCAUGUACAAUGGUGGGGGCAGUGGAAGCCUUUCCCUAAACUGUUUUUGAUUACUUGUUUUAAAGCAGGUGCUAAUAAGUUACUGAUGCCCUAGAGCCAGAUGUCUAGUUACAUUCAGCAUAUUAAAAUAAGUUUUUACAAAAUGCACAGCUAAUGGAAAUAGUUUCUAUUAGUGAGAGUGAGUUUGUCUUAAAUGUGUUCCCUGACACAGAAUUACCUAAACUGGCAUCAGCCCCCUCUUGUUAAAUAUAUCGUGGAAGAAUUAGCUUCACCAAAAAGUAAAUACAUGUUGUCACACAAGGGUAGAUACUAUACUAGCAUCCUACAAAGAAUGGAGGAAAGAGCAACUUAGAGGCAUAGGCCAGAAAGUGUAAUAGACUCCCAGCUUUGGUUUAACAGAGCUAAAAAUGACUCCACCCUACACAAGCAGUAUGCAAGCCAUUCAAGUAUUAGAGUCAAGAAAGACAAGGGUACACACUACUAUAUCAGUCUAGAUUUUUCUUAUGAGUUCUACAUAAUCAUUCCUGAGCAUGAGACAUAUGUACAAUUUAUUCAAAAUACAUAAAAAUCUCACUAUUUAUACAAUCUAAAGUCUAGCAAUAUAUACAAAUACAGAGUAACUACAGUACAGGCUGAGGUAAGAAAGUACAUUCUGGGAGAACAGCCGUUUUCAUAGUCAAUUACAGUGAUUUUUUGUAUCUAUUAUUGCUAUAGAAUAAAAAACCCCUCAAUGUACCUCUGGUUUUACUGUACAUGGGACAAUGCCACAUGUAGUUAUGCAUCUUACAUUCAGUUAAAAUCUACAAUACAGGCCAUUAGCUCAAGUUUGAUGCUGAACUGUAUGUUAGGCACGUGAUCCUGGCAUGGUAAAAAUGACUAAAUUAAACAUGUUUAAUUUGAGCAGAUGUACAUUAGCAACAUUUUAUCUUGCAACAUCAACAUUUCAUGCAAGAGGCAGAGAGUAAAAAUGGCAAAAUCAACUUAAACUUAGCUUUUGUAAACCUGGAAAGAAGUA
Molecule: messenger RNA, 3361 nt
Organism: Mauremys reevesii (Reeves's turtle)
Lineage: Eukaryota; Metazoa; Chordata; Testudines; Geoemydidae
Exons: 9
Coding region: 318-1874 (518 amino acids)
Source: RefSeq, a predicted model, not a curated record